GCACCCCCAGCCUCCAGCAGGAUGUUCCCUGUGAGCCUGCCCCAGCCAUGGAUUACAAUGUUGCAGGAUCUCCCCAUAGUGAGGCCUCCACAUCUGCAUCAGGAUCAGUGGACUGGGCUAAAGCUGGGGCGGAGGGGGCCUGGGAUAAGAGACACCCCAGCCUUCUGAGGAGAAGCUUUAGUUUCAGACACUGGAAUGGGGAACUGCUGAAAAUCAGGAGCCUGACCAGGGAGAAACACCACAGCAGCUCCAGCUGCCUUAGCCAGCAAAGGGUAGAAUCCAGAGAGCAAGUGCCCAUGGGUGACCCAUGCCCAGCUGACAAGAGGAACACCUUAGAUGUGGGCGAAGUGCUGAACAAAAGCGACCCCCUGACCGACCUGGAGAGGUGGGAGCGGAGCAAGAGCAAGAACCGGACUCUGGAUAAUAGUGAUCUGCACAAGCUCUCCGAGCAAAUGGAGAUGGACAGGAAAGGCCAGGAGAGGAGACUACUCAGGUUCUUCAGUGGCAUCUUCUCUCGAAAGGAUGGUGCCCUGGUGUCAUUUGUUGGUCCUGGUGGCCGGUCACCUAGAACUAGCCACUCCAGGUCCCGGAGUUACUUCAGCAGCUUAAAAAGACCUGCGGCGGACAAUAUCCAGUCCAGCUCUGAGAGCGUCAAUGGAUCCCCUUACAAAGAUGCCUUUGUAAAUAGUCAGGAAUGGACACUAAGCCGAGCUGUGCCGGAGCUCAAAGUGGGCAUUGUAGGCAAUCUAGCAAGUGGGAAGUCGGCUUUGGUACAUCGGUACCUGACGGGUACUUAUGUUCAAGAAGAAUCCCCAGAAGAUAUGGAUGCAGGUGGGAGAUUCAAGAAGGAGAUUGUAGUUGAUGGACAGAGCUACCUCCUACUCAUCCGUGAUGAAGGUGGACCGCCCGAAGCACAAUUUGCUAUGUGGGUGGAUGCUGUGAUCUUUGUCUUCAGCCUGGAGGAUGAGAUCAGUUUCCAGACAGUCUAUCACUACUACAGCCGCCUUGCCAACUACCGCAACACCAAUGAGAUCCCCAUGGUCCUGGUGGGAACUCAGGAUGCCAUCAGUUGCACUAACCCCCGUGUAAUAGAUGAUUCCCGUGCACGAAAGCUUUCCAAUGACCUCAAGCGAUGCACUUACUAUGAAACUUGUGCCACCUAUGGGCUUAAUGUGGAACGUGUCUUCCAGGAUGUGGCCCAGAAGAUCGUGGCAACUCGUAAAAAGCAACAGCUUUCCAUCGGUCCCUGCAAGUCUCUGCCAAAUUCCCCCAGCCACACGUCUGUUUGCUCAGCGCAGGUGUCAGCUGUGCAUAUCAGUCAGACAAGUAAUGGAGGAGGCAGUUUAAGUGACUAUUCUUCAUCCGUUCCAUCUACACCCAGCACUAGCCAGAAAGAGCUGAGGAUUGACGUGCCUCCUACUGCCAGUACCCCAACUCCAGUGCGCAAACAGUCCAAGCGAAGGUCCAACCUGUUCACGUCUCGAAAAGGGAGCGACCCAGACAAAGAUAAGAAAGGUCUAGAGAGCAGAGCAGACAGCAUCGGCAGCGGGCGAGCAAUACCAAUUAAACAGGGCAUGCUACUAAAGAGAAGUGGGAAGUCCCUAAACAAAGAAUGGAAGAAGAAAUAUGUCACCCUAAGUGACAAUGGAGUCCUCACCUAUCACCCUAGUUUACACGAUUACAUGCAAAAUGUCCAUGGUAAGGAAAUAGACCUCCUCAGGACUACAGUGAAGGUUCCAGGGAAAAGGCCUCCACGAGCCACAUCAUCCUCUGCACCCAUUGCCAGCCCCAAAACCAAUGGACUAACCAAGGAAGUCAGCGGGCUGCAGAUCUCCCCUAAUACAGGAAAUGUGACGACCAGUACGUCCGUUACCCAGAUGGCCAGUGGUCCUAGUGGCAUUAGCCUGGGUUCUUUUAGUCGCCUAGAUGGGAUGCACCAGCGGUCAUACUCUGUGUCUAGUGCGGAUCAGUGGAGUGAAGGUGCUGUCCUAGCAAACUCUGCCAUCAGUAGCGAUACUGGGCUGGGUGACUCUGUGUGUUCCAGCCCCAGCAUCUCUAGUACUACAAGCCCCAAACUGGAUCCACCUCCGUCUCCGCAUGCCAACCGCAAGAAACACCGCCGGAAGAAAAGUACUAGCAACUUUAAGGCUGAUGGACUCUCCAGCACAGCUGAAGCUAAACGCAAAGCAUGGAAACUAAACCGUGUUGGUAGCCUGCGAAAUGUUUACAGCGGCAACGCCAACACAGAAGAACUAGAAGAGAACUUUGAGUUCAUCAUUGUGUCUCUCACCGGCCAAAGUUGGCACUUUGAAGCUACAAGUUAUGAAGAGCGGGACGGCUGGGUACAGGCUAUAGAGAGCCAGAUUCUUGCCAGUCUACAGUCCUGUGAAAGUAGCAAGAACAAGUCUCGUCUCACCAGCCAGAAUGAAGCUUUAGCUCUACAGUCAAUUCGCAGUUUACCAGGAAAUUCUCAUUGUGUGGACUGCGAUGCACCAAGCCCGGACUGGGCCAGUCUGAACCUUGGAGCCCUGAUGUGCAUAGAGUGUUCUGGAAUUCAUCGCAAUUUGGGGACCCAUCUAUCCCGUGUCCGUUCCUUAGACCUUGAUGUCUGGCCGCCUGAACUCAUAAAAGUCAUGUCGGCCAUUGGAAAUGAGCUGGCCAACAGCGUGUGGGAAGGAAGCAGUCAAGGACAUGUAAAGCCGUGUUCAGAGAGCCCUAGGGAAGAGAAGGAACGCUGGAUCCGUGCGAAAUAUGAACAGAAGCUGUUUUUGGCUCCCCUUUCCUGCCGAGACCUGCCCUUAGGACAGCAGUUACUGCGAGCCACAGCGGAGGAGGACCUGCGGACAGUGAUCCUGCUCCUUGCUCAUGGCUCCCGCGAGGAGGUGAAUGAAACCUGUGGAGAAGGGGACAGACGUACAUCCUUGCAUCUAGCCUGCCGCAAGGGCAGCGUGGUACUUGUGCAGCUGCUUAUAUGGUACGGUGUGGAUGUGAUGGCGCGGGACAUCCAUGGGAACACAGCGUUAGCGUAUGCCAAGCAAGCUGUCACCCCUGAGGUGCGAGAGCUCCUAAUGCAAUAUGGCUGCCCCGAUGAACAGUUUGUGCUUAUGGCCACGCCAAACCUCUCCCGAAAAACCAACCGCAACAACAACAGCAAUGCGGGAGGUGGAGGCCUCAUGCCCACCCUAAUCUAACAAAAAAAAAUCAUACGGAAAGGAGACAGACUCGAGCACCGCUCACUCCUCGCACCGCAAGGGGAGGAGUCAGGAAUGACAUGGGAGGUGUAAAAGCACUGAGUGCAGAACAAGGGGGAGAAGAGAAUGAGCUUUCACUGGCAUUUUGGGAGGCAGGAAUAAUAAAAAAAAAAGAAGGGAGGUAGAGAGCUGUCAGUUAUGUGCACAUUUCACCUCUACCCCAGCAGAACACUUAGGCUCUGCUCUCAUCUGACAAGCACUGCUCCACAUAAAUCACACGCAGGCACUGAGUUUGUCAGGUUUGAGGCUCCAAUGAUGCUAUGUGUCAAAUCACUUGGAGCUAAUCUGUCCUCAGAGAAUGCUGGCUUCAUUACACUUGUAUAGUUGAGUUCCCUCAGCCUGUACCGCUGUUUAAUAGGACAUGAUUACUCAUCAUGUAGAAGGGAGCAUAUUAGCGGAGGAGGAAGCUCUCUCCACGCUCCGCUGAUUACAGGGAUGUGAUUGCAAUAUUCUUACAAGAAUCAUAUUAGGAGAGACAUUCUAGGCCCCAUCUUCAGACUCCUUGUCAUAAUCUUGCUGCGCUUUAAAGCGUAUGUUCCUCUAAAUGUAACCCCCCAAAAAAUAUAGGAACAAAAAAAAAAAUGAUUCCGUAAAUGCAUUUUUCAGGGUGAGGUUAGACCAACUGUUUGCUGCAUCAUGCAUUGUGAGAUUUUAUAUAUAUAUAUAUAAAUAUAUAUAUACAUUUUUUUUUUUUAAUUUACAGAAAUUAUUUAUUUUAUGAAACUAUUGCCAGGCACCUGAGUCACCUCUGUCACUUGGCUCCAUUCCUGUAAUGCAUACACACACUGCUCAUUGUACCCUCCACCCCCUUACAACUGUGCAUCUGGGUCAUUUCAACUAGCUGAUAUGCAAGAGAUAAGAAAAAAAAAAUCACGAUAAUUGAGGUGGUUAUAUGGUUGAGUGCAUUUAUUUUUUUUCCUUAAAGGCUUACAUAAGAGACACUAAUUAGGAUUAGUUACUGCACUAAGGGAGAGGGAACAUAUUUUUCAGGGAGAGCUCUGUAUACGGAAUGCCUGCUCUAAAGAUCAGGGCAUCUAGAUAAGGGCUGGGUGUAUAUGCAUGUACAGAGCUGUGUAUAUCCAUGUGCAAUGCACACUGCACAUAGUAUUGUACAGAACACUGUCUUAUUGAAUUUGUAUAACAUGUGACUGUUGGUGGGUAUAGCCCUAAAAAGGGGACUCUUCACCAUGCGCUCAACAGAUUUUCCGAUAGACUGAGCAUUUCACGUAAUAGGGUCCUAUAGAAGUAAUGCACUACACGCUUUGGCCUGAGUUAUGUAAAUAUGCUUAGGGAUGGACCUGAUUAAAUAUUUAUUACUGGUACACAUCCCUUGCUAACAAGGUUUAUCAAUAUAUCAUUCUUAGUAUUUUCAUCCACAAGUUAAAAAUGUUCAUUUUGACAUUCAUAAAACAUAUCAA
Messenger RNA from Nanorana parkeri, 4669 nucleotides. RefSeq names its product ArfGAP with GTPase domain, ankyrin repeat and PH domain 1 (gene AGAP1). Gene Ontology annotation, cellular component: nucleus. Gene Ontology annotation, molecular function: GTPase activity; GTP binding; GTPase activator activity. The coding region runs from base 48 to 3191 and encodes 1047 amino acids. The record is from RefSeq and is a predicted model, not a curated record. Lineage: Eukaryota; Metazoa; Chordata; Amphibia; Anura; Dicroglossidae. The transcript is spliced from 20 exons.